This is a messenger RNA of Rhagoletis pomonella (apple maggot), 3853 nucleotides long. RefSeq names its product leucine-rich repeat-containing G-protein coupled receptor 6-like. Gene Ontology annotation, molecular function: protein binding. Lineage: Eukaryota; Metazoa; Arthropoda; Insecta; Diptera; Tephritidae. Bases 2699 to 3853 code for a protein of 384 amino acids. The record is from RefSeq and is a predicted model, not a curated record. The transcript has 4 exons.
GCCUCAGUCAGCCAACAGCCAAGUAAAAGCAAAGCAGUGGAGCACUUUGCCACGACCCUGUGUGGCAUGUGGCAGUUGUAAACGCAUCGUGUGCAAGUCAAGUUGUUAGCAGCGGUUAACGUGUGAAUUUAAAGUAAAGAAAAAAAUAAACGACAACGCGGUGUAGAAGUGAAUUUGAAGUAGAGAGCGUGUGUGAAUAGAAGAAGUCUUGAAAGUUUAUCAGUAAAAAUUUAACAAAAAAAAUAAUAAUAUUUAAUGAAUGCAAUUGAUUGUUGCUGUGUUGUGUGUGAGAAAAGUAAUUAUUGAACAAACGCUUCAAUGAGCUACUGAUAGACGAGUGCGUGAAUGUGUAAAAGUCAGUCACACGCUAAGUUAAACGCUGCUGGCUGAUAAGCUACACAUGUAUAUGUGUAUGUAUGUAUGUAUAUAUGGCUACAGAGCAAGCCACUGAAGUAUCGAGCGGAAGCGUAAAUAUUUAGAAAAUAUACAAAGAAAACAUUUGCUAUAAGAAAAUUGUGCAAAAGGUCAACGAAAGUUCACCAAAAGCAACCGGCAACGCCUUGACGCUCGACGAAGUGAACAGAGAAUUGACGCUAUUUUGUGACAGUUACGCCUGCAAUAAGCGCGAAGGGGUGUUGAGAGUGGCAGUGCAAAAGUGUUGCGCGGAAGUGACAAUUAUACAGUAAAAAGAAGAAGAGGUGGAAGCUAAAGUGACAUUUGUGAACGUUUAAGAAGACACUUGAGUGUUGGUAGGCUCAUAAGAACUUUUAUGAUCCCAGACUAGUGCUAUAAAAAGUGGUGUAAAGUGGUGGAGCGCCUCUGAAAAAGGUGAGAUAUUGCAAAAAAAGCAUAGAACAAAAACCGGAAUUCUAUGCACACACUUUAGCCUUUUUAUAUAUGUUUCUAAUGCGUUGAACAUUUGACCGCGCGCAGAAGAACGCUUGCGAAAGAAAAGGCAUUUUUAAAAGCUCAGACGCCACUAAAAGAUGCAAAAAUUACUGUUGCGUCCAAAGCGCCUCCCAACGCGCACAUUUUAAUUAGCAACUAACUACUAACAACCCACCGCGCGUUUCAGCGCCCCUCUAAUGCACAAUAAAGAAGUGUUUUACAACACGUUCAUUUUCCCGAACUUUUGAAACGCUAUGCUGCCUAGUUUAUUUUAUAAUAUAGCUGUCAAUAAAUUAAGCUUAAGCUUAGCGCUUGCAAUUAACUUGUUAUUGUUGUUGUAAAGUGCUUUAAAAUGUAUGCAAGUUUGUAGAUGAACUAAACGAAUUCACCGCGCGCGCGGCCUAUGAAGACAUUUAAACUCGUCAACGUUACUUAGCUCAUCAUCAGCUCCUAAACUAAUACUGUUAUUGCAUCUAAAAAGGUAGAGCCUUGAAAGCGCUGGUAAAGCAAAUUGUGUAAAAAUUCACAGUAAAGAUUCUAACAGCGCAAAGUCCUAAGCGCGCGCUUACCAUUUACUGUUCUUCAAUAAAGCGCGUUAUUUACCUUUUUAACUGCUCCGAGCAACGGUUGUUAUAAUUGUUGUACUUGCGCUAUUGUAAAGUAAAUUAAAUGCAAUUUUCACGCAUUCUUUGUUGACAUUAGCUACGCCAACAUUGCCAUUCAACAAAGCGUAAUUGGCAAACUGUGUGUAUGUUUUGGGUUUGUUUUUGUUGUAGUGUUUCUUUUUGUUGUUGUUGUCAUAAUGUGUUUACAUGUGGCAUAUAAAUGUGAUUGGCUGGAAAUUGAUUUAUGUCAAAACACAACGCGUACAAAGGAAAUCAAAAUAAGCCAGUGAGCGAGCGCCAGAGGAUUGGCGAAAACCAAAGUCCAAAAUCAAAAAUAAUUGAAAUUGAAUUAAAUCCUGCGAAUGAAACGACAAGCAAACAAAACAAAUUGAAAUGAAAGAAAAUUAUAUUUUUGAAAAUCAAUCAGCAAAUCCAAUUGUAUUGUUGAUGAAAGUGAGCAGUUAGACCAACCAACAAAACAGUGAAGAAAUAAAAAAAGUUGCAAGAAAAAAAAAAAACAACAAAUAAAUAAAUAAACAGGCUUACCGCUCAAUACCAAGUGUCGUUUUGAUUUGCGCGGCGUGAAAAUAAUUGCCUAUUUACUCGAAGGCGCAGCUCCCUUGGCUACCGACACCAAAAGAAGCGCAAAUAAACACGACAACAUACCUGUCAACGUUUUGCAGCUGUCAACUUUUAUGGGAGUGUAUAAUUGCAAAGUGGAAAAUUCUGCGGAAAAGUGUAGAAAAAACAGCAAAAAAACAACAAAUAUUUUCUUUCAAAGCACAAAUAAUUAAAUGUUAAAUAGGCAAACAGGUGUACGGUAGAAGGGGCGUAAAUAAAAUUUCUCAUUCGCACGAGCCAUAACCGUUAUUAAUACUACAAAAAAAUAGAUAAAUAAAUAAAAAUUAAAAACUCGAAAAAAAAACAAACAACAGAAGCUAAACACUAUAGUAAAUUUCCCAGCUAACUCGACUAUUUAUAAGACAGCAAACGCCUGACCAGCAGUCAACUUAACAAAUUAAAAGCGUUUCCGGCUUCAAUUCCUAUUUAAUCAUUAUUAAGUACAUAAUUGGAAAUUCUUCUGACGCAGAAAACAAAUAUCAAGCUUUGGUUCCCAACAUGCCACAAAAAGUAAAUCAACACUGAAAUAAAAGCGAUCGUUUAAACAUUGCUGAAAGAAAACAACAAAGAAAAAACUAAAAAAAAUGAGCCAACAACACGCACGAAGUGAUCGCUUCCGUAGCAAACACAAGCACAAAACCAACAAAAUGGCCACCCAAGCAGCGUGCACAAGUCCAGUGAGAUGGCAAAACGAAACAAUUGCUGCAAAACUGACAGCGAACACACUAAAUUGCAAUCCAAACCACCGAAACCGACAACAGCAACAACAUAGAUUAACAAAAGCAAGCGCGUCUCGCUCAUCUUCCAUACUCCUCCUCCUAUUCACAGUUACGCUGCUAAGUUUACUUACGCAUACGAGCGCCUUCUGCCCAUCCAAGUGCCAGUGCAUCAGUGGCGAUGCCAAUAGUCGGGCAUAUUGCGUGGACGCAGCGCUCGAAGAUGUGCCCAUACAAUUAAAUCCCGAAACCAAGUACAUCAAUUUGACACAAAACAAAAUACGCAAUCUGGAAUUUACGUUGCCCUUCUACAUGAAGUUGGAAGUACUUGAUCUCUCACAGAAUAUCAUCGAAACGCUUGGUUCGAAGAAUUUCGAAUAUCAACGGGAUAUGCGUACGUUGAAUUUGAGUCGGAAUUCGGUGAGCGCAUUGCAGAAGGACGCCUUCAAGGGGUUGAGUAAUUUAUUGGUGCUCGAUUUGAGUUACAAUCGCAUUGAGGUGGCGCAUCCCAGUGCAAUGAGCAAUCUGACGUCGCUGAUAAAACUCGAUUUGACUAAUAAUAAUAUAGUCAGCUUGGAGGAUAACUGUUUUCGCAAUAUGAUCUCAUUGGAGAUUUUAAUAUUCAAAAACAAUCAGCUGCUGGAUGUGCCAUCGAAUAAUUUGCAGCAUUUGCAUGCCCUCAAGUCGCUAGAUUUAUCUGAUAAUCUGGUGGAAUAUGUGCGCAACGAUAGCUUUGAAGGGCUGCGCGAGUUGUUGGUGCUGACGCUGAGAGGCAAUGUGAUCUCUGAGUUGGAUUUGAGCGCCUUCGAGGGGUUAACUACGCUUAAACAUCUGAAUUUGGCCGAUAACAAUUUGACGAUGGUGCCUACACAGCAAAUCUCGAAGUUAUCCAAUCUCACAUACUUGUCGUUAAGCGGCAAUCGUUUCAGCCAGUUACCCGCCGUAGCUUUCCUGAAUCUAUUCCAUUUACGUGAAUUACGUUUGAAUCGUUUGGACCGACUCAAUCGCAUUGAUUCAAGGUAA